GCAAAUAUUUCUGCCUCCACAGCUUAGUAGAGAGAGGGAGGGUUCGGAGGCAGGCUUCGCCGUACUCGGUCCCGUUGGGACAAUAAUGGACUAGGAAGCUAGUCAGAAGGAGGGCUUCCGUCCCCAGGACAAGCGUCGGUGAUUCGCCCCUUGGGUGGUGGUUGUUUUUUUUCCAGCCUUAAGGGGAAAAAAAGUAGCCUGCUUGCUUCCCUGGUUGUUGAAGAUGUCUGGAGGGAGUACCCGGAGGAGAACUGGUUCCCCCUGGCACAGCAAUUUAUCUCGCCUUUUUACGAGAAGUUCUUCCAAGGAACAGGAAGAAGAGAGCAAAGUAGCCCCUGAACUUCACUGCGCACGAAGUUUUGAAAUUAAGGAAGAUGAAUCUACAGAUGUGAUUUGUCCAAGAAAAGAAAGCAGUCCUCUUCCAGAAUUAUUAAAGGUUUCAGUCUGUAAAAAUAAGGAUUUAUGUACAGAAGGUUUGAAUAGAUCUACCACUCAAGAGGAAUUAAAGAAAGCAAAAAGUCUUCCUAGUUUGAUUCAUGAAAGCAAAGCAAACAAUAACAAUAAACGGUCUAAAGAAGGAUUUUUGCAAUAUCUUGGGAGUUUAUUUGGUGUUUCUUCUAAAUCAUCAUACAAAGAAAAAGAACCUUCUAAUUUUGGAGAUGGACAUUGCAAAACUAAAAAAGACUUUUCAGAUCAAGGUAGCCAUCAAGACAAAGGACCCACUGAGCAUCUCAAAUCAAAAAUAUUUGUCAUUUCAAAUUUUGGAACGGAACAGAAAAUAUCAAGCAAAGAUGAAGACAGUAAUUUAAGAAUUAAAUCUAGUCCACAACAUUUACAGAAACCUCAGGAUCAAUCUGCUGAAACAGCCAAAAAAACAGAAAGUGAACCCCCCGCACAUGCAGUUACUUAUGCAACCUACCGAGGUUCUGCAAGAAUUAAGCAGUUGCUUAAGAAACAAGCAGACUUGGAACAAGAAACAGUAACCAGAACCAGUAUUAGCAAUUGUCUUGUGGAAAGCAAAAAAGAGGAAAUCAUAAAUACUUUAAGCACAGAAACUACAAAAGAACCAGAAUCGUUACUGCAGAAUGGAAAACCUGAAACUAAAGAUGACAAACAAUAUUCACAAGAAAACAUGCUUUUAUCCGAAAUGAAUCAGAAGGAAGAUGUUCAUGGUGAUUGUGAGCACAAUGAACUAAAGAACAAAAUUACCACUUUGAGAGAAAUUGAAACUAUCAAAAACUGCACAGAAGAACUUGAGUCUGCAAAAUGUGUAUCACUUUCAGACAAAUCAGAAACUACUAAGAAGCUUUUGUUAGAGCCACCAGCUUUGCUGCCAAAUCAGGUCAGUUUUAGCUACCAAAAUAUAGAUUCUGCAAGAAUCAAUUCAGAAAACAGUAAAUUAGAUGAAAAGAGAAAAGCAUUUGAAGAAAUACAUAUGCAGCUACAGUCAAACAAUGCUACCACUGUUUGUUUUAAAAAAGAAACACAUUUAUGUGUUUUUUCUAACACAGAAACAAAAGAGGCAAUACAAAAUGAGUUUUCAUCUUACCCCAAAGUAGAGUCAACUAAUAAUGAUCGUCAAUUGUUAGAAGAUAAAUAUUCUUGGACUGACAAUCAGUUCAAAUUAGAAUCAGUUAAUCCAUCAUUGUACAUGAAUAGCUAUAACUCUGGUGAUCAAGUAAAUAAUGGAACAAACAGUAAUGAAGAAUUAAAUACAGAUAUGAUGACUCAAAAUCAUUCUCAAUUGCUUCCCCAUAAACCAGCAGUUACAGAAGAAUCAUUAGUUUUCAAAUCAGGAAUGUCAGCCCUUUCCACAGAAAACAGGUCUGGGUCGCACUUAUGCAGCAAGAGUGGUCUAGAGAGUAAAGAAAACACUGAGCCAUUAUUACUUAGAGAUUUACAAAAUAAUUCCAGGCUCUCCAUAAUAGCUAAUAUUGGGGCUAGUAAAGUGGUUGAGGAGAAUGCUGGAAUAUCUGUUGUGGAACUUGAUACAGUUUUGUCUAAUGGUACAGAGGAAAAUAAAGCCAGCAUUUCUUUGUUAGAUACUGAAUAUACACAUGUCAACUCCUUUAAAACAGAUGCAGAUGAUGUUCCACAAAGUUUUGAAGCUGAAAAUGACUCUCAUCCUGCCAAGAGAGAUGAAAAUAAAACUCUGAUCCAACCGUUAACCAGCUUAAAUAUUUGUUCAUCUCCGCUUGAGAAACAAAAUAAGCUCUUUGAACUGGAAAACACAAGACAUGUAAAGAACACAGAAAUGUCAUCUCUUAAAACUAUAAAAAUUGAUGCAAUUAAAACUCCAAUUAUUUCUGAGAAAACAAGCAAUUCAAUGCUCAGUAGCAUAAGAAAUCAUGUCAAGCCUCCUGAAAAUAAAGAACUCUCUUGUCUGUCUAUUAUUUCUUCUGAAAAUGAGUGCUUGACCCACAGUUCUCUACCUGUGAAACCUGAAAAAACUAACUCGCCACCAGAUAAUUCUUGUUCUGUCUUACCUGCAUUGAUCAGUAAUGCUAACAUAUUUGAAGAUAGCAUUCAUUUGGAUACUACGGCUAAAUCUGUAUCUCAUUCCGAAGAUCAGAAUUUUUUGAAGGGUUCACAUUUUUUGCCUGAUGAAAAGGAAAAUAUGUUGCUGUCCGCAAAAGUCACCACUGCAGCAAAUUCUGCAGAGACAGACUUUAGUGAAAUAUGCUUCUCUGAUUCUGUGUCUGAAAACUCUAAAACUGUCUUAAAGUCACAUUUUUUUCUGGAAUCUGGAAAUAACUUUAAAUCCCAUAUUAUCCCUGAUACUAUUGACAGAGAUAACUCUGGAAAAAAGAUUUUGCCACAUUCAAAUGAAACAAAAUAUUUGACUAGUUCUUAUUCAAUGGAUUCUGAAUCCAUUCUCAUAAAAGAGACCUUUCCUGAUUUUACAUCUGACAAUGUACAUGUGCCCAAGUCUGCUAUUCCUACAAGUUCUUCUAAAGAUACUUCAGACCUUCAUUCUCCUGUCUGUGAAGCAGUAGAGGCUGUUUUUGACAAAAUCAAUUCUCUUCCUAUAAAUUCUGAAGAAGAUACUGUAAAAUUGUCAUCUAAAAAUAAAUUAAGUAGUCUAUCUUCUGAAUCAAUAUCAGAUGUUACUUAUUCACCUCCAUUAAUGGCCUCAGUUACUUAUUACAUGGAUACCAUAGAUUCUUCAAAGAUAGCAUCAGAAAUGCCUCUUACUACCCAGCAGAGCAAAGAAAUUCAUACAACUCCCUCAGAGCAGAAUUCUAAUUGCCUUGUGGCUACACCUUCAAAAAUUGCUACUAGAAUGGAUAAACAAGCAAUUGCUGCUUUAUUUCCUAAAUCAAACAACCAGUUUUUUAAGGAACCGUUGAAAAAUGUUGAAACAGGAAAGCAACUGCAAAUUAAAUCUCAAAACUUAACACUCUUGUUUAAAAAGGCUGAUGAAAUAGUAGAUGAAGUUCUUCAUUUAGCAAUAGAAGAAAUUAGAUCAAAACAAACAGUUUGCAUCUGCCAAAAUAAUGACACUAAGUAUAAUGAAAGUCCCAACUUUCAAAAACAUCAUACAAAUAGAAAAAUGCUGUCAGAAUCUAAAAAAAUACAGUCAAGGAACUCUUCAUUAAAGCCCUGUAAUGUGAGUUAUAUUAAGUUCUCUGGACUUAAAUUUGACGAUGAUACUCAGAAUGAAAAGGAACCAUUGAACAUCACUGAUAAAACUGAUUUACACAAUUCAGUAAUAGUAAAACCAAAAGAAAUAACUGACAAUGUUAUUAAAACAGCCAUACAAAAUCCAGCAGUUGUGCCCUAUGAGGAACAUUUAAGGAAGGAUUUUUCUCAAAAUACAAAUAUGUGCUACACUGAAAUAUCAGAGAUACCUAUAACUGAAACAGAAUUAUCAACUAAGCUUCCUGAAAAAAUUGAAAUACCGUUAAACCUAAGUCCAGUAUCCACAGUUGAAGAGCAGAAGAUAACUGUUGAGGAUGUAACAAAUGUCUCCGUUCCUUUUAACUUCAAAGAAGAGAGUAAAGAGGUUUCUGGAGAAAUUAUACCGAAGAAUGUGUGUUUAGGCCAAACAGUUUGUGAAGAAUGGUAUGAUGACAUAACUAAACUAAAUUCCAGCCCUGACAAAAUAAAUAAUGCCAAAUACAAUAAAGAUGAUAAUUGUGCAACAAAUACGGCAAUUGUUGGUGAUAUCACUAGUAGCUGGACAUGUGAGAAUCAAUGUAAUUUCGUAAAAGGAGAGGCUGUUAUGACCUAUAAGCAAUUGUCAGCAUGCUCAGUUUUAACAAAAAAUGUGCUACCCUUUAACUCAAACAUUAAUACAUAUGGUAGCUUUUCUGAUAAAUAUCAAAUUUCUGAUAAAGAUAAACUUACUUACUUAUGUUCACCUGGACAUAAUGAUUUCCCCAAAAAUGAGAUAAUAAAAAGCAAGGCUAUUACUGCUGAAAGAAAGGAACCACAUGAAAAAUAUAAUGAAAUAAAUAGUGAAUGGGACAGUAGCAAAAUGGAAAAUGAAGAUAUAAUACAACAAGAUACUAAAUUCAAUGCCCUUUUUAAUAUAUCUGAAUCAUCUCUGUUGAACAACUCAUCAAACAUUGGUUUUGUCCAUAGAGAAGUAGUAAACGAGGACCCAUGUUUAAUAGCAGAUAAUGUACUUAAGGAAUAUUAUUUGCAUGUUGACAAUGAAAAUGAAAACAAAUCCCCAAAUUGUUUUGACUUUCCUACACCAGAAGACUGGGAACACAAUUCUUCCUUUAAUAUUUUGUAUAAAGACAGUCUUCAAGAUGAAAGCUAUUCUUUUUCAGGAGAAGAAAUAAUGAGUACCUUAUCCCAUCCUGAUUUAUCCUUAGAUAACAAGCAUAAGAUGUAUGAAACAUCCAGAUUCAAAGAGGACCUCUUUCCUUCUUAUGACGAAAGCAAGCAGUUGAAUGAGAUGCUGGGUGAUACUUGUUCAGAAUCUUUCAUGACUGUGGAAGCAAAGCGAUACAGGAUUUACCCCUUUUCUUUGUCUCCUAUAUAUGAAGAUGAUGGUUCCCAAGAGGACUUGCCUUCCACUGAUAUCUCACCAAGAAAUGACUAUAGUGGAUCACCAAGAGAAAACCAAUCUUUGUCUAUCUUAUCACUUUUGCAAUCAGUAUCUGAAAAGUUGAAGUCUAGUAAUCAGUGUAAUGAAAAUGAACAAGAAGACAAACUUUAUGAAGGAAAAAAUCAAGAGGAAGAAAACGAAACAUCUAUUUCCAAUAUUUGGCAAGACAAUAAAAAUACUGAAUUCCCAAAAGACUUUUCUAAACAAUUUAUUUCUAAGGAAGUACUUCAUUCAGAAGAGACUUCAUCUUUGAGUUCAACGUUUGCAGUUCAUUUUAUUCAAAAACCUGACCCUGGCAUGAAGCCUUUUUUAAAGGAUACAUAUUCUGAAAAUCUGCCUGGCUUAAGUUAUUUAGUUGAAAAAGGAAGUACGCUUGGAAGCAGAAUAUUGCCAGCUGAUCCUCCAUCUAAAUCUACAAAGCUGCUUAAAUUGGUAACCUGUCAAAAGUGUCCUGUUGAUAGGGACAUACUCAAGUGCAAUCCAAGACCAGGAAAAAUGCUUAUUUGUGAUUUUCAUGGGAACACAAAUAAACUAGAAAUUUAUCGUGAUGUGGUAGAUGCUACCAUCUGGGUGUUUUCAAAAGAAGCAUCAAUCAGAGUUGUUAGAGGAUGCUGGAUUUUAUAUGAGAAACCAACAUUUCAAGGUCAGAAAUAUGUUCUAGAAGAAGGAGAAAAGAUGCUGACUGACAUCUUGAAUCUUCACAGAGAGAAAGCUCAAGGAAAUGUCACAAUUGGUUCCAUCAGGCAUAUAAUGAAGGAUUGUAGUAUUCCUGAAAUUGAAGUUUGUUCACACAAUAGUACAGGUCAUUUUCCAAUCUGCAUUCAGGCUGGCAUAGCCAAUGUAGAUGAAUUGGAAGUUGAAAAUCCUAUCAUCUCUGUGAAAGCAGGAGUAUGGCUUGCUUAUUCAGAUACUGAUUACAAAGGAGAAAAAACAGUAUUGGAAGAAAAUCAAAGCCCAUGUAAACUUUCAGCCACUGUUGUAAAAUCUUUCCGACCAUUGAAAAUGGGUGGCCUAAAGGUGCAGGUGCCUAUGAAUACUAUGAUGAUAAUAUAUGAAAGACCACACUUUGGAGGGUGGUGUAAAAAACUUUCUGAGAAUACUGAUUGCAUUCCAGUACUUCUUGAAAAUUCUGAUACUUUCCAGGGAAUUGGAUCAAUACAUGUCAUUGGUGGAAUAUGGGUUGCUUACGACAAGGAACGAUAUAAAGGCCGGCAAUACUUGUUAGAGGAGGGAGAAUAUGAACACUGGCAAUCAUGGGGUGGAGUCAGCAGUGUUUUGCUUUCUGUUAGAUUUUUGCAAGCUAAUUUUAUGGAAUCUGAAGUAACACUUUUCGAAACUGAUGAGGAAAAUGGAAAAGUAUUGAAUGUUGUAAAUCAAGAAAUUCCUGAUUUGGAAUGGGCAGGGUUUGGCCUAGUGACAAGAUCAGUUAAUGUGAAAAGUGGAGUGUGGGUUGCUUAUCAACAGAAGUAUUUCUGUGGAGAACAAUAUAUAUUGGAGAAAGGAAAAUAUAAGUGUUUUUUUGACUGGGGUGGCACUAGUGAAACUAUAAUGUCAAUUCGCCCCAUUAAAUUGGAACCAUUGGGAGAUCAUCAACCCAUACACUGGAUCAAAGCUUUUGAUGAUAUACACUUCCAGGGAUCAUGUAUUGAUUUUACAACAGAAGCUGCUGAUUUUACAUCAUUCAUGCCACGCUCAUUUAAAGUUUUACGAGGAUGUUGGUUGCUUUAUUAUCAGGGAAAAACGGCUAUUGAACAGUGUGUGCUAGAAGAAGACCUCUAUCCUGACCUUGCUUCCUGUGGAUGUUCGGCAACUCAAGUCAAGUCCCUCAAGCCUGUUCACCAUGUUUUUGCUGAGCCGUUGAUCAGCCUUUUUGCACUGGAUAAUUGUGAAGGCAAAGAGCUGCACUUGCAAGAAGCUACCAGUUCAAUUCUGAAUAAAGAUUUUCACUUUCUUACUCAGUCAAUCUGGGUAAAAAGUGGCAUAUGGAUUGCUUAUGAAGGCUGCAAUUUUGGGGGGAAACAGUUUCUUCUUGAAUCAAGCAAGAUUUCAAACUGGACACAGUUUAGUGGAUGGACAGCAAUUGGCUCUCUUCGUCCCAUAAAGCAGCCAGCGGUGUAUUUCAGAAUAAAGAACAGAUCCCAAGAAAAAUACUUGACAGUUGCUGGCACUUUAAUGGAUGGAAGAGCUACAUCAGUAUGUUUGUUCCCACAAAAUGGCAAGAAUACUCAGAUCUGGCAUUACAGUCGUGGACUCAUCAAGUCCAAGGUCAAUGAUGCUUGCCUUGAUGUCAUUGGAGGCAGGGAUAUACCUGAAGCAAAAGUUGCCCUGUGGGCAGAACAUGGAAAAUCAAGACAGAAAUGGACAUGCAAUAAGGAUGGAACCAUCACAUCUUAUCUCAGCGAUCAGCUUGUUCUUGAUAUCAAAGGAGGAGAUUAUUAUGACAGAAACCACAUUAUUGUAAAUCGACUUAACAUCAAUGAAUGUACACAGAAAUGGGACUUUGAAAUAUUAUGAAUGGAUGUUCUCAAGAUAAACUAAUUUGAAAAUAUGUAUUAAAUUGUCUGAAAACACUUGAACUACUGAAGAGACAUAGUAUUGGUGUAUGUUAAAGAUCUGCCCAAGACUGCCAAACGAAGAAUAAAAAAACAGCUUAUUUAAAAGUUCACCAAACUGUUAAGUUUUUACUUCCAAUAGUGUUGUUAUUCAUAAAAUAUUGCAGGGUAAUUUAUGCCAAAUGUUCUUAACAAUUUUGGAUUGUUAGUAACCAAAACUUAAAAUGCAACUUUGUACAGAUUAUGCCUUCACAGAACUGAUGCAUUUAAAUAUUAGAAAUUUAUACUACAUUUUGAUACAAUAACUCUAAAUUGAUUAAGAGAAUGGAUGAAAUUAUUUGUCAAUCCAGUUUGUAUUCUAAUGUAAUGAAUUCUGUAUAAUUCUAAUUAAAAGUUACAAGCAUGUUAAAAAAGGAAAAAAA
Molecule: messenger RNA, 8036 nt
Organism: Pantherophis guttatus
Lineage: Eukaryota; Metazoa; Chordata; Lepidosauria; Squamata; Colubridae
Gene: CRYBG3
Product: crystallin beta-gamma domain containing 3
Biological process (GO): lens development in camera-type eye; visual perception
Molecular function (GO): structural constituent of eye lens
Source: RefSeq, a predicted model, not a curated record